AUGGCCUCGUGGCCUUCAUCGUCCGAUCCCUCUAAUCAGGAGGCUGCUAUAAGAAAGAGAAGCCCAGGGUCCCAAUUUAAGUUCUUGGUUCCUCUUAUAUAUGCCCCUGUUCUUCCGCUCAUUCGACUCUCGCUGCGUAAGAACCCAGUUGUACGGGACCGUUUGUUUACUGCUGUGUUGGUUGGUGCUACGCUGCUGAAAAUUCACCAUUCUAGAAGAAAUGAAAAGUUUUGA
This is a messenger RNA of Prunus armeniaca (apricot), 234 nucleotides long. The record is from the annotation of a GenBank genome assembly. NCBI's taxonomy places the organism in Eukaryota, Viridiplantae, Streptophyta, Magnoliopsida, Rosales, Rosaceae.